Molecule: messenger RNA, 7242 nt
Organism: Penicillium angulare
Lineage: Eukaryota; Fungi; Ascomycota; Eurotiomycetes; Eurotiales; Aspergillaceae
Product: tetratricopeptide repeat protein
Exons: 3
Coding region: 1-7242 (2413 amino acids)
Molecular function (GO): protein binding
Source: RefSeq, a predicted model, not a curated record
AUGUCCGAAAAUAUUUAUACCAACGACGCCGCACAAGCUACCCAAGGAAGCAGCUCUUGGUUUUCGAGAAAAUUGAGCAAAAAGCUCUCGCACAACUCUUCUAGAGAAAACACCCCCAAGGAAACAACCUCAAGUCAAGGUGGAAUUGGCCAGCAAGCUUUGGACAAAGGCGAGGAGAUUAAAAAGGAUGUUACAUCCGGAAACUUCGGUAGCGUGAAAGAUGCUACUGGGAAAGGGGAAAAUGUUAAAAACGCCAUCAACCAGGGAGACACCGCGGAAGCCUUCAAAGAAACAGGAUGGAACAAAGACAACGUCAACGAGCAAAACAUUGAUGAGGUCGGAAACCGGCUUUUCGGGAGUUUCUCGAGUCCAGGAGUCUUUGGGCCAAACGAUGACAUCAAAAAGGGUCCGAUUACCGAAGGAAAUGACGGAGGAGUAGAUCAGAGAGACACAGGCCAAGAACUCGUUGGCGCUACAGGAUCUGGAUCCGGAUCUGGUGCUGCUCAGGAAUCUGGACCAAAGACAGCAAGCACUGGGGCCGGGCUACUUGGGAUCACUACAGCUGGAACUGGCGCGUCAAAGUCUGGCAGUACAUCCAACACCCAAAAGCCUGGAACUGGUACCCCUGAAACGAAGAGCACAGAAGAGAGCUUACGUCAAAAGUUGGACGGUAAAUCCAAUGUGGCAGGCGGAACAUUCGGCGAAAAUUCCAUGAAUCAAGAGCUUGAUGACCAGGCUCAUAUCAGCUCGAGCGUCUUUGGUGAUCGAAACGGCCUUCAAAACACGUCGAAGGAUGUUGAUGCCCAUGGCCCAACAACACCAGGAAUUGAUCAAAAGCUUUCUGAAAGAAGAAAACUAAGUACUGGAAAGAUUGAUCAUUCGAAAUCGAAAUCUUCUCAACAAGGAGGAGCAAUGAGGCAAGGUGCAAUCGGAGGCGCCGCUCUUGGUGCCGCCGGUGGCAUGGGCAAAGGUGGUACCAGUCAACAGGCCACUACCUCUGGACAGACAGCCAAGGGUAUGACUACUCAGGGUAGGAUGUCAGGCGUGACUGGCGGAGGCCUCACACAAGCAGUGGGCCAGAAGGGUGCUGCAAAAGGAGCAAGACCUCAAGGAGGUAUUCGUCAAGGUGCCCUUGCCGGUGGUGCCCUUGGUGCUGGUGCCCUUGGUGCUGGUGCCCUUGGUGCUGGUGCCCUCGGCGCUGGAAAUACCAGAAAUGCCACAUCUCAAUCCCAGAAAAAUGAAAUGGCUUCCUUAACACCUCGAGCCGUUACUAAUUUGAGCGGACCCGGCUAUAAAGUCACGGUUCUCCAAGAGAAGGUCCAGGCUGUUUCUCAGAAGUGUAAGACUCAGCUGGGCGGCUCUGCUAGUGAGAUCAGCUUGCGUAGCCCAACCGUCGAUGCGUUCUUUGAUGCUGUUGCGGCUGAACGUCUGCGCUGGAUGCCUCGUGACGGCAGCAGACUUGAUUGCUCUCUUCGGUGGGCUUCUAGACUGGCAUAUGCAGUCGACAAUCUCAGAGAGUCAAUUGGUGCCUUUGCUCCUGGAGCCAACGAAGCCGCCAAAUUGAUUUGGGGAUUCGAAAUUAUGCUUUUAGAGUCGGAUAUUGACAACACCGAGGUAUUCGAGAGCAUUUUCGGUAGAUAUGGUCGUCUUGCGGUAGGAAUUCGUCUACUACUGCAAUAUGAGAGUGUAUACCAGAUGUCUGCAGAGCUUCGAGCAGAGGCUACUGCCGUUUUUGCUGAUCUCCUUGAGAUGAUCUGUAGUACCACUACUAGUUGUGUCGAGGGAUUCAAGGCCAAGGAAUCUGACCGUGUCAUCGGACAUAAUGUUGAUGCCGCUUUUGUCACCUACGCAAAACGCUUCUCUACCCACUGGAACGCCAUCGUGGAGUUUGCAACUUGGAAUGUUGUUCAGCAGAGUUCGUUGGUCUACUCAAGUCCCGAGCUAGGCAGCCUCCGCCAAUUCCUCGGUGUACAGGAUCGUCCACUUCAAUUUAUUCUGGACUCUCGUAGUCACUCGUUGGCCGAAGGAUCAUUUGAGUGGUUCAACAACGCUCUGUACGACUUCACCGUGGGUAAAAUUCCAGUCAUGAUGGUGAAUGGAGGGGCUGGCUCUGGAAAGAGUGCCAUGGCUCAAUGGACGGUGGAUCGAAUGCAAGAAUCUUCGGAGCAUGAAGGCUGGAAUGUGAUUCCGUACACUAUCCGUGCUGAUAUCCCGGUUGCUACUUUGCCACUGCGCAUUUUGAAAGGUAUCUUGCAUCAAAUGCUGGAUCACUGUGUCAUUGAAAAGGGCAUCCAAGAGGAUAUUCUCUUCUACGUGGCUAAGGCCGCUCAGAGUGCCCUUGAUGGCGGCGGAGAGGCCGAAGUCGAAGAUAGUCUUUGGAAGGGUAUUCGAACCGGCUUGGAAUCCGACAUCCAGUACAUGUUCGUGGUUGAUGGACUUGACCAGAUCAAGGGUGGCGAAGAAGAUGCUACUGCUUUCAUGGACAAAUUCAGCGACGUGUUGUCUCAGCAGAAUGAGGGAUCCAAGAUGAUCGUUUUUACCAGACCUCUCAAGUCGAAGAUGAGCUCUCAGAUUAUCCAGCAAUUUACGAUGCAAUCAUCCCAGACCAAGGCUGAUAUGCAAGCUUAUGUUCACAAGAGUCUUUCCUCUGGCUUUAGCUCGGAGUCUGUGAAGAGUGCUCAGCUAGAAACCGCAGUAUCCACCAUUGUGAAUCGUUCCCAGGGAUCAUUCAGCUGGGCUGCGCUGGCUGUUGAGAAUGCCAAACAACAGAGAACAUUGAGCGAAGCUAUUCAAUCUGUGCAAGGCCUUCCACAGUCUAUGUCUGAGCUAAUUGAUUUCCACAUGAAGCACUUGGAUCUCAGCCAAAAUGAGACCAAAUAUAUCAUGUCAUGGCUUGCUGCUGCUGAGAGACCCUUACUUAUGGAGGAAAUUGAACAGCUUCUGGUUGUUGACCCCGAGAGCUCGUCAUUCGUGUCUCGCCCCUCAAACCUGGAUGAUGGAUGGAGCAAGGCAUUGAGUCCCGUGGUUAUGACGCGGGAUGGUGUUGUCUCCUUUGCACAUACUUGCAUCCGUGAACAUGUUAUCAAACAGGCUAGAAUCUCUAGCGCUAAAGCACCGCUAAAUCUGAAGGAGGCUCACUAUGACUUACUUCUCAGAUGCCUUGCUUGGGUGCAAUUGAGCGUUCGCGAGGAGACUGAAAUCUCAAUGGACAAACUCGGAAUGGAAGAACGGAACCGUCUGUUUGACAAAUAUGUCAUUCUUGAGUACACCGGUCGCUACUGGCUUUCACACCUUCUCUCAUCACCACUGGUCACUGACGAUGGAGAGUUUUCUUUCAACGAAAGCUUCAGAAACUUGGUUCCCAUCACCGUACUAUUUGCUCGCCUUGAAUUGACAUGUCGAGAGUCACAGUUUACUCGGUCAAGUGUGGUUGAAUUGUACCGACUGGCGACAGAUAUCCGCCGCCUAGUGUUAGGCGAUAAAUCAAUGGCGCUCCUACAGAGUCUAUUGCUCAGUGCUCGAGUUUCCAAGUAUGCUCAUGCUGGCCAUGCUGAUGAACACUGCUACGAAGCAUGGAGACUCAGCCAAGAACUCUUGGGGCAGUCCGACGCCAUCACCCUGACAUGUGCCGACAUAAUGACGCAGUCUUUUGCUGAACAAGAAACAAUGACCUCUCAACAGGAAGACAUCAUGAAGUAUCUCAUCUUGACUGACUCUGAGAUCACUGGUGUCGAAUUUAACCAGCGCCUGAAAUACCUGGGAAUGAUUGUGGGCAUGUACAAAUAUCGUGAUGACAACAGUUCUGCCCUUAAAAUCUCGAAGCAGUUCUACCAGCAGAUCCUACAAAAGUAUGGAACCAACUCGAGACAAUCUUCUGAUACUGCAGACUUUUUGACGAGCCAGUUUUCGUCUACUGGUAAUGAUGCCAUGAGUCGUGACAUUGCGCGGACCAAGUAUGACAAUGUUGUGAAUACCAUGGAAGUGACCGAUGAGCGCCGCAUCAAGUAUACCCUGUAUAUGGCUCAGUUAUACGAGCAACAGGGCGAGAUAGCCCAGGCACAGGGUGUACUCUCUAACUUAUGGGCCGGUCUCAACUCACGAGACAUUGACUCUGUGGAUAUGAUGAACAAAAAAGCCAACGUUGCCCUUGUAUACUACCAGUUCCUCCGUCACCAGGGCAGAAGCGACGAGGCUGAAGUCAUCAUUCGUGAGCUUGUGGCUGACCUCGAGGUGACUGGUGUGCACUCCGAGGCAAUGAUGCAGCGGGUACAGCUGCUUCGUGCCGAGACUCGGAAGAUGCACAUGUACAGUCUAGAUCGCUCUUUGGCUGUCCUUAUGUGGCGAUUCUACAAGGAGAACAAUCUGGAAUACUCUUCAGAAGCUACUACCUUAGCUUUGUCACUCGCAGAGGAACUGGCCAACACCGUCUCGAUCGAAGAAAGUACUUCCUUUUCCGGAAGAGACCGCAAGUUGAUGGUUGAGUUACUGGACUCCAUUACCUCGUCUUCUAGCAACCUCUCUGUAUCUACACUGAUCCUGUGUCACAACCUGGCCAGCAUUUAUGUACACGAAGAUGAUUGGGUAGAGGCAAGCGACUGCUCAAAGGCUGUUUUGCAGCACGUCUGGCCCAAUGUGGAGCAAGCUGGCGGAUCUCACAAGAAGUUCACCACCGAAUUGGCUCCACCUAUCGCUGACCUGGCUCUGGUUCUUGCGUACUGUCACUUCCGCAGAUUGCACUUGGAGCAGGCUACCAUUGUCUAUGAGAAUGCCUUUGGAUCGCUUAUUUCAUCGGACCGAGUACCCGUACCUUCUGUUCUAGCCGUCGCUAAGGCUGUUGUGGAAUUCUACGAGACCACUUUCCAGUUCACCAAGGCACUCACUCUUCUCCACUCUGUCAGUAAUUUCUUGACAGUCAGAUUGGGUGAAACCCACAAGCAUACCAUCGAAAAUCUCUAUCUCGAAGCAGCCCUUGCUAACCGACUUGAAAUGAGCCACGAGGCGAAGAGCACAUACCAACGCAUUUACAAGGCCACCACCCGCGAAGGCAAAAUUGCGCCCGAGGGCUUCGAAGCUGCAAUUGCUCUCGUGGCACUGUAUGAACGCGAGCUUCAAUGGGAUGCUGCACUUGAUGUUUAUCGCCACCUGUGGCCUACACUCGUAAUUGAGGAUAGCAUGAACACCUACGAUCGCAUUAUGGUCGAGAGAAUGCUUGAAAAGACCUAUAUGGGCUACAUGUCAAUCCUGACAACACGUACAAAGACCACAGAUUUCUCCGAACGGUACAAGGUUUCAUCUGAGUACGUGACAACCUGUCGCAACGUUUACGGUGCUACAAACCAGAAAACACUCAGCGCAACCCUACUCUUCGCCGAGCUGUGCGAAACAAGCGACCUAUACACGGAUCAAGCUAUCACACUUUACAAGAUGCCUCUUCAGACGCCCGAGUGGGUCCCAACUUCUCAAUCCUCCAAGGGUCUGGAUCAAAUGACUGCUCCACUGCCAAUCACUCUGAAGCACAAGUUGGCCCAACUGUUUGUUCGCAAGCGUGAUUCAACUAGCGAGGCUCGCUCACUCUACACAGAGGAAUUCCAGCUAGGAAAGAAGACCAAGGGAUUUUUCUCAAACACCACACUUUCCUGGCUGCGUGAACUGGCACUCGCUCACUCUCGCCAAGGCACUCCCACAUCUGUACAACAGGGCAACGCCCUUCUUCACACAUACAUCACGGAUGUUCUCCACAAUGGAGGUGAGUCCGAGGCAAUGAUGGACUGGGCACGCAAGAUCGCCUCCAUCUACCUUGAAUGUGGCUUUAUCGACGGUGGUAACAGUGUCCUUGACGAGCUGCGCCAACGUGUCGUCUAUGGCUCUGAGACUUCUGCUCGAGCACUAGGCGACAGAAGGGAUGCAAUCUUUGUUGCAGCCUUUGAAGAAGCCUUCGGUCGACGUGCAACCUACUCUCAGAUCAUGACUGAGAUGGCGUGCGAGAUGCAAACACACCAGGCAUUCACAAAGAAUCUGUCUGGUCAUGAUUUCAUCCCAACGCUCGUCUCCGGCAACAGGCUGGCACUAUUGCAGACGGGUCAGAAACGCACCAGAGCUGCAAAGGACACGCGCAGCAAGCUGUACGAGUAUUUCUGUGCUACGCUAUCAGCGACAUCAAUCACAGACCGCGAAAUAGUCAAGCAGUUCUACGCUAUUUGUCUGCGCGAGGUACAUGGCGAGAACUAUAACAUGGCUAUCCUGACAACUACAACAGGCCUUGUUCAUGAUCUAUGCAACUCCGGUCGCUUCAGAGACGCAAGCGAUGUUACGGGUGUGCUACACUCAUUCCUUCACCUGACUGAUGGGUUGAACUCUUACGAAAGCAUCAUUACCGCUACUAAGCUUUGCCUCUAUCUGAGCGGCCACCAGGCAACACGAUGCGAGAAUGAGAAACUCUUCAGCGAGAUGUCCGUGAAAUCCAAGCUCCUACUUCAGGAACUCCUCGCAUCUUCAAAGAGCAUCGGCAUCCAGAUCGUGGACUUGCCGUUCCACGAACUCAACGACAUCAUCACCCUUCUAGGUGAAUACGAGAUGUUCGAUGACCUCGAAGAAAUCCUUACUCAGUUAUGGACAUCAAGAAUUGUGCAGCGAACCUGGACACCCGAUGUGGUUGUCUGGAUCGGACGCCGACUCGUGGAAACACGUUUCUGUCGCGGCGCAAUUGACUCCUCCAUCCAGCUAUGUCGGGAUAUCUGCUACAAUCUUCGACAAGUAUGGGGAAGCUACGAUAACGUGACGCUCGAGAUGACGAAGCUGCUAUCUGGACUCUUCACUGCAUCGGGUGAUCAUGCCUCAGCAGCAACGCUUCACGAGGGUAUUCUUCAUGAUCUGAUGAACGACUCAGAUGCCAAGUCUCAUCCAGGAGCUGCAGAUACUGCUUCGCAGCAUGUGGAGCUUCUACGUCGUUCCCAGAGCCGUCUUGGUACGAGCAAGCAGAGUACCGUGCGACAGUCUGCGCAUGCAGAAAUUGUUGCCCAAAUUACUGAAAAGUUUGGAUUGAAGUCUGGUCAACUUAAGGGUGUUGGGGAAGCGAAUGGUGGAGAUUCAUUUGGAGUUUGGUCUAAGCCUAGACGGUUUAGCAUUGAUGUCGAGGAUUUGGAGGAUGAAGGACAGAUGCAUCACAAUCACCUGCGCGAGUCGAGUGGAGCAGGUAUGAUGAGUGCAUCGGGGACCAGGAGAAUUUCAGUACAGGCUUUGUAA